Messenger RNA from Panthera uncia (snow leopard), 976 nucleotides. Its product is annotated as protein shisa-6. The record is from RefSeq and is a predicted model, not a curated record. The annotation marks the transcript as partial. Gene Ontology annotation, cellular component: postsynaptic density; dendritic spine membrane; AMPA glutamate receptor complex. The transcript is spliced from 3 exons. Gene Ontology annotation, biological process: regulation of short-term neuronal synaptic plasticity; regulation of AMPA receptor activity. NCBI's taxonomy places the organism in Eukaryota, Metazoa, Chordata, Mammalia, Carnivora, Felidae.
GUGAUCGCCAGUAUAACCAUCCGAUUUUAAGCAGUGCUACCCAGACCCCUACACAUGAAAAGCCACGGAUGAACAAUAUCCUGACGUCGGCCACGGAGCCCUAUGACCUCUCCUUCUCCCGCUCCUUCCAGAACUUGGCCCACCUGCCCCCCUCCUAUGAGUCUGCGGUGAAGACCCACCCCAGCAGGUACUCAUCCCUGAAGCGGCUAACUGACAAAGAGGCUGACGAAUAUUACAUGAGGCGGCGGCAUCUGCCUGACCUGGCCGCCCGCGGCACCCUCCCCCUCAAUGUCAUCCAGAUGUCCCAGAAGCCCUUACCGCGGGAGCGGCCCCGCCGGCCCAUCCGGGCCAUGUCACAGGACAGGGUUCUGUCCCCAGAGCGGGGCCUGCCCGACGACUUCGGCCUGCCCUAUGACCGCAUCCUGUCCGACGAGCAGCUGCUCUCCACGGAGCGCCUGCACUCCCAGGACCCGCUGCUGUCCCCGGAGCGGACGGCCUUCCCCGAGCAGUCCCUGUCGCGGGCCCUCUCGCACACGGACGUCUUUGUGUCCACGCCCGUGCUGGACCGCUACCGCAUGACCAAGAUGCACUCCCAUCCCAGUGCCUCCAAUAACUCCUACGCCACCCUGGGCCAGAGCCAGACGGCCGCCAGGCGCCAGGCCUUCGCCUCCCGCAGACACAACACGGUGGAGCAGUUGCACUACAUCCCGGGCCACCACACCUGCUACACGGCCAGCAAGACGGAAGUGACCGUGUGACUGGCCGGGCGGGGCGGGGCCGGGAGCGGAGCCCCUAGCUGCGUGUGGCCGCCCUGCCUUGUCCCGUCUGCAGGAGGUGGGGGCGGGCCGCCUCCGCCCAGAAAGCCAUACGCCGGGAGACACGGCCCCGGUGGCCUGGCCGGGCACACUCACACCUGGGACCUAGAGCGAUCUCUCUCACUCUUCCAGAAGCAUCCAGGGGAGCGAGGGGAGGGGCU